Molecule: messenger RNA, 1112 nt
Organism: Ichthyophthirius multifiliis
Lineage: Eukaryota; Ciliophora; Oligohymenophorea; Hymenostomatida
Exons: 5
Biological process (GO): post-translational protein targeting to endoplasmic reticulum membrane
Cellular component (GO): GET complex
Molecular function (GO): ATP hydrolysis activity; ATP binding
Source: RefSeq, a predicted model, not a curated record
AUGGAAUAAGAUUAAAAAUACGGAUUAUAAAAUAUUUUAGAUAAAAAAACAUUAAAAUGGAUAUUUGUAGGUGGAAAAGGAGGUGUAGGAAAAACAACAACAUCAUCCAGUUUAGCAACAUUAUUAUCUAAAAACGGUUCUAAAGUAUUAAUUAUAUCAACUGAUCCUGCACAUAAUUUGUGUGAUUGUUUUGAUUAAAAAUUUAACGGAAAAGAGCCAGUUCCAGUAAAUGGUUUAUAAAAUUUAUAUGGAAUGGUAUAAAAUAUUUAUAUAUAAACAUCUUUAUAUGUAUAUAUUAAGGAAAUCGAUCCGAAAAUAGAUCCCGAAUCUAUAAAAUUUCCUGAUUUUACUGGUUUUUAAACUGAUUAAGCUUCUUAAACAUUUAUGUCUGAAAUAAUAAGCUCAGUUCCAGGUAUUGAUGAGGCUAUGAGUUUUUCAUAAUUAGUAAAUUCAUUAGAAAAAUACGAUUUUGAUGUUAUAGUAUUCGAUACAGCACCUACUGGUCAUACUUUAAGACUCUUAAAUUUCCCUAGUCUUUUAGAUAAAGGUAUUGAGAAAUUAUUGUCUUUAAGACAGAAAUUUACAGGAAUAUUAGGAUAACUUUCUGGAAUAGUAGGAAAUGAAUAAGAUUAAGAUUAAAUUUUUAAUAAAGUUUUUUAAAAUUUAGAAAAAAUGAAAAAAACUGUCGAAAAAGUUAAUGAAUAAAUGAAAGAUCCUUAAAAAACUACCUUUGUAGCAGUUUGUAUUCCAGAAUUUUUAAGUAUGUAUGAAACCGAUAGACUUGUAUAUUAAUUAGCUAAAUAUGAAAUUGAUAUUUCUAAUAUUAUAAUUAAUUAAGUUUUGUUUCCAAAUGAUACGUGUAAAAUGUGUAAAGCUAGAUCUAAAAUGCAAAAGAAAUAUAUUGAUUAGAUUAUUGAAUUAUAUGAAGAUUUUCAUAUUUAAAUUGUUCCUUUAUAAGAAAAUGAAGUAAGAGGUGUUCAGAGUUUAUAAAGCUUUUGUGGGCUUUUAUUGGUUAAAUAGACUUUACCUUAAAUUCCUUAAUGAGAAAUUAAAUAUAUUAUAUAAUUUUUUGUGUAUUUUUUAUUAUUAAAAUUCAAAAAUUUUAUUUAUUU